This is a messenger RNA of Egretta garzetta (little egret), 504 nucleotides long. Its product is annotated as dysbindin domain-containing protein 2. Gene Ontology annotation, cellular component: cytoplasm. NCBI's taxonomy places the organism in Eukaryota, Metazoa, Chordata, Aves, Pelecaniformes, Ardeidae. Bases 1 to 504 code for a protein of 167 amino acids. Gene Ontology annotation, biological process: negative regulation of protein kinase activity. The record is from RefSeq and is a predicted model, not a curated record. The transcript is spliced from 3 exons.
AUGGAGCAGGCACAGCGGAGCCUGGAUGCAGAGCAGAUGCAGCAGCAGCAGCUGAAACUACGGGACCGGCAGAAGUUCUUUGAGGAGGUUUUCCAGCAUGACGUGGAUUUCUUCUUCCCUAUGUCUCACCUGCAGAUAGAACAUCGGAGACCCCCCUUAGGCAGCAUUUCCUCCAUGGAGGUGAAUGUGGACAUGCUGGAGCAGAUGGACAUGAUGGACCUGUCAGACCAGGACACCGUGGAUGUGUUUCUGGGCUGUGGGACAGAGGAGAGCAGCGUUGCUGGGCCCCUGCCAGGGGCAGAUGCUGGCCAGUGCCCAGAGGAAAUCACCCUGCAAGUGCCCAGCGCAGCUGAGAGCAAGUCACGUAUUUCCUCCACAUCCUCCGUCUCCACGGAUCUGAACAGCCUGGACACCAGCGAGGAGGGGGCCGAGACCCCUGUGGCACAGUCGGAUGAGGAGGACCUGCAGGAGGACAGUCCCAAAGAGCAGGAGGCAAAAAGCUAG